UUAUAAGUUGAGCUUUUUCCCCCAGCCCGCUGGAAGCGGCGAGCGGGCGCGGCGGGCUGGUGGCGGCAGCGGAGGCAGCGCUAGCAGCAGCGGGGGGAGGCAGCGCGCUGGAGGCUGCGAGCUGGAGGCUGCGCCUUACCCACACCGCGACUCCUUCCACUUGCCUGCCGCCGCCCCUGCCGCUUCCCCCCUCGCUCGCCGAAGAUGUCCACAGCCCUGGUGUCGCCCACCAUCUUCGACCUGAGCGAAGUUUUAUGCAAGAGCAACAAGAUGCUGAAUUACAGCCCCUCGGGUGUCAGCGGGUGCCUGCUGGACAGGAAGGCGGUGGGCACCCCGGCCGGCGGGGGUUUCCCUAGGAGGCACUCUGUCACCCUGCCCAACUCCAAGUUCCACCAGAACCAGCUCCUCAGCAGCCUGAAAGGGGAGCCCGCGCCCAUGCUGGGCCCCCGGGAAAGCCGCUUUCGGGACCGCUCCUUCUCAGAGGGUGGCGAGCGCCUGCUGCAGCAGAAGCAGCCCGGGGGCCAGGUCAACUCCAGCCGCUACAAGACGGAGCUGUGCCGCCCCUUCGAGGAGAACGGCGCCUGCAAGUACGGCGACAAGUGCCAGUUCGCCCACGGCAUCCACGAGCUGCGCAGCCUCACCCGCCACCCCAAGUACAAGACCGAGCUCUGCCGCACCUUCCACACCAUCGGCUUCUGCCCUUACGGGCCGCGCUGCCACUUCAUCCACAACGCCGAGGAGCGCCGCGCCGUGGCGGGCGGCCGGGAGCCCGCCGUCACUGACAGACCCCGCCUUCAGCACAGCUUCAGCUUCGCCGGCUUCCCAGCUGCUGCCAGCGGGCUGCUGGACAGCCCCACUUCCAUCACCCCGCCACCCAUGCUGAGCGCCGACGACCUGCUGGGCUCCCCCACCCUGCCUGACUGCGCCAGCAACCCCUUCACCUUCUCCAGCCAGGAGCUGGUCAGUCUCUUCGCCCCCAGCAUGGGGGUGCAGGUGCCCAGCGGGAGCUCCCCCACCACGUUCUUGUUCAGGCCCAUGUCCGAGUCCCCCAACUUGUUUGACUCGCCGCCCAGUCCUCAGGACUCCCUCUCUGACCAGGAGGGCUAUCUGAGCAGCUCCAGCAGCAGCCACAGCGGCUCAGAUUCCCCUAUCCUGGACACCUCAAGACGUCUUCCCAUCUUCAGCAGACUCUCCAUCUCCGAUGACUAAUCUGGGGUUUCCUCUUGCUCCCCCCCACCUCUAUUACGAUGUUAAGCUGAACUCCCCCCACCCCAUAGUUGGAGCUGGAUGUUAACGUGUCCACCUGCCUGUCGUAGACCCACUGGCUUAAACCUUAAGUGCCAAAUUUACGAUGAAAAGCAAUAACGUUUACAAAAUUAGUGCCUUUUAAUGCUUUCACUGUGACUGUAUUACCUCUCCAGCUGCAGAGGGCACCAGCAGCUCUGUGCACUUCCAGAUGUGCAGGAAAUUACCGGAUCCAGCUCCCUCCACUGGCUGCAUACUGCAUCGCCCUCUCCAGUCCCUUCCCGACUGGCCAGCUCCCGCUAGGCUGCAGGCACGUGGGCAGGUGUUAACAUCCAGCGUGCUCUCCCCCCUUACAGACUCAUCUUGCCUGGAUCCACUCAGGUCUGCGGGAAGACAAGCUGAGAACAGACAAAGAUUGUAACACGAGUGGGACUUUGGGAGGAAAACGAGCAAAUGGAAAAAAAAACAAAAAAAAAAGAGAUGGGACUAUGAGAGACUCGAUUUUGGUGCUAAAAGUUUCCCCGUGUAUUCAUGUGACAUCUUAAAAACAAAUAAAGAAAUAGAGGGGGUGGGGGCUGACGGAAGUCAUUCCACACACACAAGUUUGUGUAAACAAAGUUCCAGUAGACAUAGCUUUAAUGGUUUUUGCUCUAGAGUACUUUAGACCUAUCUUAGAGCACUCACGCCAAGCUUUUUAUUAUUUUUUUUCUGGGUUUUAAUUUUGUAUAACUUCAGAAAUUGGAGAGCAAAUUUUGCUUGUCACUGCACAACAAUAUAAAAAAAGCUUAUUUAACUUAUCAAAACGUAUUUAUUGCCGAAACCUAUGCUUUUUUUGUUAAUUUUGUUCAUAUUUAUCGGGAUGAUGAAUCCAUAGAAUAUAUUCUUUUAUGUUUAAAUUAUGAUCUUCCAUAUUAAUCUUAAGAUUGUGAAGUGUCUUUUUUCCUUUUUUUUUUUUCCCCACAGUUUAAUAUAUUAUACUACAAUGACAUUUUUUUGUAACUUUACACUUUUUUGGUUAUUUUAUUUUAAAAAAUGAAAAAUUAAUUUAAAAAAAAAUGCAAAAACUGUGUUUGGAUUAUUUAUUUUAGAAUUCCCUUCCCCCCCCUUUUUUUUGUGUUGGACUGCAAAUUGAGUUAAUGUGCUUCUUUGCCUUUCCUCUUCUCUUCCCCUCCCCUGGGUCUUGCCUAUGUGGGCUUUAGAAUGUACAUACCUGAGCUCUGUUGCGAGACAGCGUGGGAGGAAGACCUUUUUCUUCCUCUUUCUGUAUAGUUUCUUCAAGGAGAAAAGCCUUGGGCUCAAAGUGCCUAUCUGAAGACAUUCCAAAUACAGUUUGUCUUUGCGUUUCUGUAUUCCAAGUUUGGAGUUUUCCUUGCCGAGGUAAACGGGACUGGCACAAAGAGAAUAAUGAAUGUAAUUUUUUUUUCCCCUGUUACUGUUCACUACAUUGCUUUUUUCUUCCUCUUUGUGUGAGUUUAUUUAAAAGAGAAUCUCUUUUGUAACGACUGUUUGCAGUUUAAAUCAAUAAACCCCAAGUUUUUUCAAGAAACUGACAGUGAAGCUGGUUUUACUUGCAAAAAUCGAGGCGCUGGUUUUAGAGAACCGCUCAAAUGCAGCUACUUCUCUCCUUUUGACCCCUGCGAUGCCCACCACAUGCUCAGGCACCCUUCCUUCAUGCCUCACUGAUGGAGCUAGUCAGCCCCAUCAAGCACACGGGUGUGCAGAUCAAUAUCAGUGAGCACCUGGUGUGGUUUAUCCCAUGGCCUCUAGCCCUCUCUGUCUCUUAGGGAGUCCUCCUCCCAUCCUAAGCUGCUCAGUCUGUUCCUGCAAACUUCUUUCUGGUUGGUGUAGCUCAAACUUUGGACUGGCUUUUGUUCCUGCUGUGAGGAGCAGACCCUUUCCCCUGGAGGACAGCCUGCACUGUCCUAUGAGAGGUUCUAGGGGGUUGAUGGAGUGUGGAUUUACCAAACAUCAGGCCCAGCUUGUUAGUGGUAUUGGGCCUUUGUGGCAGAGUGGCUGUCUGGCAUUUUGCAAGGGAGAAGAAUGUGGGCCUCCAGCAAAGUCUCAGUGUGUGUAUAAGUGAUCCUGCUAUGGCAUUCAGACCCCCAUAGCCGUUGGAACAUCAGUCACCAAUCCCAGAAACAUCCCAGAAAACAAUUCCUGAAACCUGUGUUUUUACUUAGGGAUGCUUCUUUGCCAGUGCUGCUCAUGGUGCAGUUCUUGUUGUCUUCACCUUUGAGCUCUCCUCUGGAGAAAGCUUGGUGCUCUUCAUCUGAAGCUGUUCCAGCUCUCUUCCAAAUCAGGGGUGGAAUAUUGCUGCUGAACCACGGCUUGUUCAGUUGUCUUGACAUGCCUCAACGUUAAGGAGAGACGUUUCCUAAUUCAAGUUGGAAAAGUUCCUGCAAAACAAAAGCUGCAGGAUACCUCAAGGCUUACACCGGCAUACCUUCCCUGCUGCUGGCUUUGUGCAACACUCUUUCUUGUGUGGUCUGGCAAUAAAGGCGAGCUAGGUGGAGGAAAGAUGGUAGAAGAAGAGCGUGGCUGGUAGGAGCUGGUUCCCAUGAGCAGUACAACAGCUGCACGGGGAGUUUUCUUGGCAGAUGCUGACGUAACUAGCGCACAGCAUGCAAGAGAAGAGCCUUGGGCACAGCCCCGGUGCUGCUCAGCGGCCUUCAUAUACCUCCUGUGAGUGAAGGCAGCGAGGCCCCACAUGAGAGAUGUGCUCCUGCCUGGAAGAUCCGUGCCCAGCUGCAGCAAGUGCCCGGGCCCUGCCUCCUUCCCAGCUGCUGGGAGCAGAGCUGUUGGCCCCCGAUGAGCCAGGCAUAUCUGAUCUGGAGAGGAUCCCACGCCUGUCAUAGCUGUGCAUGUGGGGCUUGAAACUGUUCGCUUCCUCUUUGGACUUUCUGCGCAGCUCUUCAAACAAAUAGUCUUUGCCCAGUUAAUAAUUGAUGAAGAAAAUAGCUGUAUUCAUCGCAGGGUGCUAUUGGUAAGACAAGCACCUGGGAAGCUGUGCUGAAAGUAGGUCUUCACUCAUGGUACUCGUAUACUUCCCUUGUCUUUCUAGGGCACUGGUUCUGGGAUGCCAGCACUGCUUUUCUUCUAUGAGCUUAUCAAUGAUAAAUGCUCUGUCACUUGGUGUUUUGCUUUUUGAAACUAACCUUGAGCUAGGCCACAUAGGGAACAGAGAAGAGCUGAGCAGGCAGUAUCAGAAGUUUACUUUCUGUAAUAGUUUAGAAGAGAGAGUGCACACAUGAGAGCCUCUAGCAACGUGGGGAUUUGCCUGAUCAUUGGCAUUCAUUGUGGCUCGGAUAUAUGGCAGCAGCUAGUCCGGAUGUGCUGUGGAUGAGUUGUCGGUGCUAUUUCUCAUAAGGUUAGCAUCUGUUUCCCCUAGCAGUUGGCCGUGUGUUGGUAAUACCCUAGCCAAAGCUCAGAAGAGUAAAUAGCCUUUCCUGAAAGGGUGGUUUCGAGGGGCACAUUCCUCUGACUUGAGGGCUCAUCCAUGCUCUGGCUCAUUCAUUUAUUGCACGGGACUCUCACAGUGGCCAGGAUGAAGGGGCUGGCCCCUGUGCGGGCACAGUUGCUCCUGAAGUGCCUGGUGUCCCAGGGCAGAGAGAAGCACCCGUGAGGAUGAGAUACGUGUUAUCCCACAUGAGGUGGCACGGCAGUGGGUGCCUUGGUGUACUUUUCAGGUUGCACUUACAGCUCUUACUACAGGACAGGGGCACUCCUGCAGUGCUCUGUCUGGCUGUUCCUCAUGUGCUUCAUGGAUGCUCCCUGUGUCCUCCUGGUGAGAAAUUUGGGUCCAUGCCUUCAGGCUGCAGGCAUUAGCUAUUACUUAAUUUUUGGCCCUGGAGUCAGGUGACUCUAGAGCUAUCCACCUUCAACACGUCUGGCUGUCUUUGGAAAUUACAGUCAGCACGUACGGCUGCCAUUGCCAGCUGCCUCUGUCAGGAGGAACACGGUGACUUUGAUCUGCAGAGCUCCAGGUGGCUCAGAUCCCACUCCAGUAGCUGCCUCCCUCCUUCCUAAUUCCUACACAGCUGAAGGUGUCCCAGUGACUGUACCAGCUACUCCCUUGCUAUGGGCCAGUUGUGGCUUUUGUACCAAAACAUCUUUAGUUUUGCAGUUGGGGGCUGCGGAAACAGAGGCCUUCUUAUUUCCCAAAUGCCUCUGUAGCUGAGGGGUGCAAAGUAAAAUAGGCUUACUUUGUUGUUGUUUUUGAAGGUAAUUGGGAACAUUACAGUCUAGUUUAGGCCAACCCUUACUUCAAGCCACUUAUAGAUAGGUUUGUGGUGUGCCAGGGUUGCAAGUAACAGUAAAAUACUAUUUUAAAAAAGCCUGAAAUGCUCAAAGUUCCUGGUCCUGACAGAAUUUGCCCUAUUGGCAUAAUAGUGAAAUUGAGAAGGGAGGCAGAGAGGCAAGAGCUAGCAGAGAAGCUGAGAAGAGUAGAAACACACCUGGAAGACUGUUAAAAGCUGGCCUGAACUUCCAGUCUGUAUGGCUCCUGCACAAGGAGGGUAUGGUCUGAAAAUGGGCCUGGGAGCUGCUGUUGUGAACCACAUAGGGAAAGCCAGGGUGUACCAGGCAAAGAUGUGGUGGUGGGACAGGAAUCGAGGGGGUCACGGUUGGAGAUGGGGAGCAGGGGAAGAGCUAGAGGUCAAGUCCACACAACAUGGGGUUGGAAGGGUGAGAGAAGCCGUAUUGCCUUGAGUCUGAAGGCUUAGCUACUGGUGGUUGGAUGCAUGAACACGAAUGAACUGGAUCUCUCCAGUGGGCCUCAGAAACAGCAGUGCUGGGGGGAAGGCCUGGAUAACGUUGCUGGCUGGAUGCUAUCUGAUGAGCAUGCCCAAGGAUAUGAAUGAGCAGUAAGAUGCAGUAAUACAUGUGAAAACCACAGUGUGCCCUUUACACUUGCUAAUUGCUACAAUUUGUGUGGCCUGAGCUGGGGAAAUCCGGCCUGUGCUCGCGUCUGGAGCAAGAGGCUUUGGGAGGCCGUGAAGGAAGGAGGUGCAGCGGCCAGCGUAUGCCCAGACAUGGCUCCAGCAUGGUCCUGGGACCAGGAAUGCCAGGAAGGACCUUGAGACUUGCUCGGCAGGGACUCUGUAAGUGUCUUCUGGGAACAUGCGGAACAGCCCGCUGUGCUUGGGGCUGCGCUCAGCCCAAAAUGUUAGAAGAUGAUUCUGGCAGGUGAUGUAAAAUGUCCUUUGUCUAGAGACUCUGGCCCAUGAAGCAAUGCCUGUUCCUCACAAAGCUUGCACUUAUUCCCUAGAAUAC
Molecule: messenger RNA, 6516 nt
Organism: Cygnus atratus (black swan)
Lineage: Eukaryota; Metazoa; Chordata; Aves; Anseriformes; Anatidae
Gene: ZFP36L1
Product: ZFP36 ring finger protein like 1
Molecular function (GO): mRNA binding; metal ion binding
Source: RefSeq, a predicted model, not a curated record